CCCGAGCGCGCGCCCGGAGGGGCGGGCUGGGACUCCGGGCUCACACGCCCUUCUACGGCCGGGCGCCUGCGCUCCCUUCCGCUUCCGACGCGCUGUCCGCCAGCCGGUGGAUGUGCGGCAACAACAUGUCGGCCCCGCUGCCCGCCGUCGUGCCCGCCGCCCGGAAGGCCACCGCUGCGGUUAUUUUCCUUCAUGGAUUGGGAGAUACUGGGCACGGAUGGGCAGAAGCCUUUGCAGGUAUCAGAAGUUCCCACAUCAAAUACAUCUGUCCACAUGCGCCCAUUAUGCCUGUUACAUUAAAUAUGAAUAUGGCUAUGCCUUCCUGGUUUGAUAUUAUUGGACUUUCACCAGAUUCUCAGGAGGAUGAAUCUGGAAUUAAACAGGCAGCAGAAAAUGUAAAAGCUUUGAUAGAUCAAGAGGUAAAGAAUGGCAUUCCCUCUAACAGAAUUAUUUUGGGAGGAUUUUCUCAGGGAGGCGCUUUAUCUUUAUAUACUGCUCUUACCACGCAGCAGAAACUGGCCGGCGUCACUGCACUCAGUUGCUGGCUUCCACUUCGGGCUUCAUUUCCACAGGGUCCUAUCAAUAGCGCUAAUAGAGAUAUUUCUGUUCUCCAGUGCCAUGGAGAUUGUGAUACUUUAGUUCCCCUAAUGUUUGGUUCUCUUACUGUUGAAAAACUAAAAACACUGAUAAAUCCAUCUAAUGUAACCUUCAAAAUCUAUGAAGGCAUGAUGCACAGUUCAUGUCAGCAGGAAAUGAUGGAUGUCAAGCAGUUCAUUGAUAAACUCCUACCUCCAAUUGAUUGACGUCACUAAGAGACCUUGUAUAGACGUUCACCAGCAUCACUGUAGUAGAGUAUAAACCUUUUCCCAUGCCUGAUCGUAAAACUUCUAAUGUUUGCAGUAUUAAAAUGUUGCAAAUACAUACCAAUGAUACAGACUAAA
Molecule: messenger RNA, 941 nt
Organism: Peromyscus eremicus (cactus mouse)
Lineage: Eukaryota; Metazoa; Chordata; Mammalia; Rodentia; Cricetidae
Gene: Lypla1
Product: lysophospholipase 1
Exons: 9
Coding region: 111-803 (230 amino acids)
Biological process (GO): protein depalmitoylation
Cellular component (GO): cytoplasm
Molecular function (GO): carboxylic ester hydrolase activity; palmitoyl-(protein) hydrolase activity
Source: RefSeq, a predicted model, not a curated record